Molecule: messenger RNA, 1494 nt
Organism: Heteronotia binoei (common prickly gecko)
Lineage: Eukaryota; Metazoa; Chordata; Lepidosauria; Squamata; Gekkonidae
Product: corticotropin-releasing factor receptor 2-like
Exons: 12
Coding region: 16-1293 (425 amino acids)
Biological process (GO): adenylate cyclase-modulating G protein-coupled receptor signaling pathway; long-term synaptic potentiation; cell surface receptor signaling pathway
Cellular component (GO): axon terminus; dendrite; plasma membrane
Molecular function (GO): peptide hormone binding; corticotropin-releasing hormone receptor activity; corticotrophin-releasing factor receptor activity
Source: RefSeq, a predicted model, not a curated record
UCCCUGGGCUGGACCAUGAACGAGACCAUCAUCCUUCAAUACUUUAUCGAGGAACUGGACGCUAACUGCAGCCUCUUGGACGCUCUGCAGGAUGGUUUUGACGGUCCCUACUGCAACUCCACCACAGACCAGAUCGGGACCUGCUGGCCCAGGACCGGUGCCGGGGAGCUGGUGGAGAGACCCUGCCCGGAGUUCUUCAACGGGAUCAAAUACAACACCACCAGAAACGCGUAUCGGGAGUGCCUGAGUAAUGGGACUUGGGCCAUCAAGGUGAAUUACUCCCAGUGUGAGCCGAUUCUGGAUGAUGAGACGAAGCCCAUUUUCCAUUACAAGGUUGCUCUGAUCAUCAACUACCUGGGGCACUGCAUCUCCGUGGGCGCACUCGUUGUGGCCUUUCUGCUCUUCUUGUGUUUGAGGAGCAUCCGAUGCCUUCGGAACAUCAUCCACUGGAACCUGAUCACGACGUUCAUCUUGAGGAACGUGAUGUGGUUUGUGCUUCAGCUGAUCGACCACAACAUCCACGAAAGCAAUGAGGUACUUCUUCCACACAUAGCAGAAGAAGAAAUGCACUCGUUCAAUUUAAAAUUAGCUUAUGUUUGUAGCAAAGAGCCUGCCGUCUCCAAUAAGGGGGAUAAGGAUUCACUCCCGCCGCGGGAGAUUAUCUGUCCUAUGCAAUUCAAUAUAAGGCAGAUCCACGCGUUGUUCUGCUUUGAACUUGCCAUCUCUCUUACCUCAAACCUCCCUGGAAACACCGGUAUUCCUUUCCCCAUCAUUGCUGCCUGGGCCGUCUGCAAGCUCUAUUACGAAAAUGAACAAUGCUGGUUUGGAAAGGAACCAGGGAAGUACGUAGACUACAUCUAUCAAGGGCCAGUGAUUCUUGUUCUGCUGAUAAAUUUUGUAUUCCUGUUUAACAUAGUUAGGAUUUUAAUGACAAAGCUGAGAGCAUCGACCACUUCUGAAACGAUACAGUACAGGAAAGCAGUCAAGGCGACGCUAGUUCUCCUGCCACUGCUGGGAAUCACCUACAUGCUCUUCUUUGUCAACCCGGGCGAAGACGAGCUCUCGCAGAUCUUUUUCAUCUACUUCAAUUCCUUCUUGCAGUCUUUUCAGGGUUUCUUUGUGUCUGUGUUUUAUUGCUUCUUAAAUGGUGAGGUCCGUUCCGCCGCCAGGAAAAGAUGGCACCGCUGGCAGGACCAUCACUCCCUGAGGGUCCGGGUCGCCCGCACCAUGUCGAUCCCUACCUCCCCGACCCGAAUCAGUUUUCAUAGUAUAAAACAGACUGCAUCUGUGUGACCACUGGCUGCUUAGGGGAUUCCAUUCUCGCUUCCUCUUUCUCCCAACCUCCUUUUUUCUUUCUCUCUCCCCCAUCUUUUUUCUUUUUGAUUUUUCUUCCUUUUUUCCUUUUGCUUUCCUCCUUUUCCCCUCCGGUUUCUUCCCUCGCCCUUACUUUCUUUGCUUCUUCUCUCUUCCUCUUUUUUUUUUAAAAAAAAAAAA